AUGAGUCCCAGGGUGGCUAUACUGAUUAAUUUACUACUGGUUGUUGACAAGGCUGAUUCUAGAAAAGGUGUCAAAUGUGGAGGAAUCCUCUCUGCUCCAUCUGGCAAUAUCUCAAGUCCAAACUUCCCAGGCCUGUAUCCAUACAACACUGAUUGUUCCUGGUUAAUUGUGGUGGCAGAGGGGUCCUCCGUCCUCCUCACCUUUCACUACUUUGAGCUGGAGUACCAUGCCAGCUGUGCUUACGACUACAUCAAGAUCUACAACGGCAUAUCUGAGGAUGAAGGCAACCUCCUUGGGACAUUUUGUGGCGACAUCUCUCCACCUCAGUUCACCUCUUCUUGGAAUAUAAUGUCCAUCAUCUUCCAUUCAGACCGUCAUGUGGCCUACAGGGGCUUCAGCGUCGGCUACAGAAAAGAUAUGUGUGGUGGAGUCCUCACCGGCCUAUCAGGUGUAAUCUCCAGUCCAGGCUACCCUCAGGGGUACAGCAACAAUGCUGACUGCUCUUGGGCCAUCCAUGUGUCCAACACCAGUGUGGUCACCUUGGUCUUCCUGGACUUCCAGCUGGAAAACAAUGAGGGGUGUAAUUUUGACUUUGUCGCCCUGUUUGAUGGCCCGACAGUGACCCACCGCCACCUGGGCAAAUACUGUGGGGCAGACAAACCUCCCCACAUAGUCACCACGUCCAACCAGCUUUUGGUAGUCUUCAAGUCUGACUUCAACAUUGGAGGACGGGGGUUCAGGGCAUACUAUUACUCAGGGGAAUGCCAGCGAGUCCUGUCAGCUGUAAGUGGCAACUUUAGCAGCCCACAUUUCCCCAGCAUCUACCCAAACAACAUCAACUGCCACUGGAGCAUCACUCUUGCAGCUGGAUACCGCAUCAAACUCGUCUUCCCUGUGAUGGACUUGGAGGACCGCAACAGUAUGUCAGACGAGUGUGACUAUGACUCAGUUGCAGUUUAUGACGGGGGCCGUCAGACAGACACCCUGCUGGGACGCUGGUGUGGCAGAGAGCAACCUCCCUCUCUCAUCUCAAAGGGUAACAUGUUGCUGGUGGUACUUAGCACAGACAGAAAUGAGGCUCAUAGAGGGUUCACUGCAUCUUAUCUUGGAGUUGUACCUGUAAACGUUAGCUGCACAAGAUCAGAAUUCACCAUUCUGAUACCCCAGCAGUCCUUACCUCAGCUGGACCGUGAGAGCAUCUACCUGGGAAACCCAACCUGUGCUGCCCAGUUAACGGCCACCUCGUAUAAGAUCCUUGCUCAGUUUGUCAACUGUGGUACUGCUAGCCAGAAACAUCGGAACAUCACCAUGCUGGUAAACAAACUCUACAUUGAUUUCUCUGAUGGGAAGCAGCAGAAUGUGCAAGAAUAUAAGGUGCAGUGCGAUGCCCUGCGGAAGAUAGCAUCAGUGUCCAUCAUUUCAGCAGAGGAGCGUCGUCUCGAGGAACAGGCACAGCAAGAUGACAAUGACAGUGGCGGCAAUGCAGGGAAGCAGGAAGCUGAGCCACAUGAUUUGAGCGAUAUUGUCUUCAUUAGCAUCUGUGUUCUGGCUGUUAUCCUCAUGGUGAUAGCUAUUAUUUGGCUGGUGUUGCUAUAG
Molecule: messenger RNA, 1596 nt
Organism: Xiphias gladius (swordfish)
Lineage: Eukaryota; Metazoa; Chordata; Actinopteri; Istiophoriformes; Xiphiidae
Gene: cdcp2
Product: CUB domain containing protein 2
Exons: 6
Coding region: 1-1596 (531 amino acids)
Source: RefSeq, a predicted model, not a curated record